CGAUGGCAUCCUCUCAUCAUCUUAUGUUGAUUGCUCAUUUCUAACAACAUUCACAGUCUUCGUUCUUCUUAUUUUUCAUUAUUUUACCUUUUUCAUUCUUCUUUAUUCGACUACUACAUCUUUCCAUCCUGGCUACUAUAGUCCAGAUCCUUCUUUCUUGAUCAGUUUCUACUUCUCUCACAUUCUUGAGCAGCAGUUAGGACAAGACUUGGGACCGUCAUAAACGCCAACGGACACCCACUAGACUCUACCACUUCCAUUUAUUCUACCCUUUCUUCUUUCAAGAUGCAAAUGCUCACAAAGUUCGAGUCGAAGAGCAAUCGUGUCAAGGGCAUUGCUUUUCAUCCAAAACGACCUUGGAUCCUUGCAGCCUUACAUAACGGCUCUAUCCAACUUUGGGACUAUAGAAUGGGCACACUUCUUGAGCGGUUUGAUGAGCAUGAUGGCCCUGUCCGUGGAAUUGCAUUCCAUCCCUCUCAACCCUUGUUUGUAUCUGCUGGUGAUGAUUACAAGAUCAAGGUCUGGAAUUAUAAGACGCGACGGUGCCAAUUCACACUCACGGGCCAUCUAGACUAUGUGCGCACAGUAUACUUUCAUCACGAAUAUCCUUGGAUCCUCAGUUGUUCAGAUGAUCAAACGAUUCGUAUCUGGAAUUGGCAGUCUCGCAACUGUAUCGCCAUUCUGACAGGUCAUAAUCACUAUGUUAUGAGUGCACAAUUUCACCCUAAAGAGGAUUUGAUUGUCUCUGCAUCUCUGGAUCAGACAGUUCGUGUCUGGGACUUUUCAGGCCUCAGAAAAAAGAAUGCUGCACCCGGAACUGUUGCGUAUGACGAGAGUGCGCACCGUGCAUCACAGCAGGCAGACAUUUUUGGAAGCACCGAUGCAGUUGUGAAAUAUGUCCUUGAAGGCCACGAUCGUAGUGUCAAUUGGGCAACAUUCCACCCAACCUUGCCUCUGAUUGUUUCUGCCGGUGAUGAUCGCCAAGUUAAGCUUUGGAGAAUGAAUGAGACCAAGGCUUGGGAGGUUGAUACUUGCAGAGGACAUACCAACAAUGUUUCAUGCACCAUCUUCCAUCAGCGUCAAGAGCUCAUCAUUUCGGUGGCAGAAGACAAAUCCAUCCGUGUAUGGGAUAUGUCAAAGCGUACUGCUGUGCAGACAUUUCGCCGGGAACACGACCGAUUCUGGGCAUUGACAGCCCAUCCUGAGCUCAACUUGUUUGCAGCUGGUCAUGACAACGGCUUGAUUGUGUUCAAAUUGGAGAGAGAACGACCGGCUUAUGCUGUACACCAAGCAAAUUUGUUCUACAUCAAGGACAAAUAUUUACGCGUCUAUGACUAUGGCACCUCACAGGACACAGCAAUGUUGUCAGUGCGUCGCGCUGGAUCGCAAUUUGUCCAACCAAGAGCAUUAUCGUACAAUCCUGCGGAGCGGGCUGUGCUGAUCACAUCCACUGUGGAUGGAGGCACAUAUGAGCUGUACAACUUGCCUAAGGAUUAUGGCGGAGAUGCACGUGAACCAGCCAAUGAGGGCAAGCGAGGAUCAGGCAACUCAGCGAUCUUUAUUGCGCGCAAUCGAUUUGCGGUCCUUGAAAAGGUGGCGCAGACGAUUACAAUUCGCGAUCUGCAGAAUAACAGUACAAAAUCGUUCAAGGCACCCAACGUGGUGAAUGAGAUAUUUUAUGCAGGUACGGGUCAAUUAUUGUUAAGUACACCAACAUCAGUGAUCUUAUAUGAUAUUCAGCAGCGGAGGACAAUCUCGGAGGUGACGACGCCUCCGGUCAAGUAUGUCGUAUGGUCGACGGACAUGGCAUAUGUGGCUCUGCUGAGCAAGCAUACGAUCACGGUUGCGACCAAGUCAUUGGAACAGACAUGCUUGAUCCACGAGACUAUCAGGAUUAAGAGCGCAGCAUGGGAUGACAGUGGCAUCUUGAUUUACUCGACGUUGAACCACAUUAAAUACGCACUUCCUCAGGGUGAUAAUGGAAUCAUUCGUACAUUGGACCAGCCCAUCUACCUAACGCGGGUCAAGGGCAAGAACGUUUACUGCCUGGAUCGAGAUGGCAAGACACGAACGAUCUCUAUUGAUCCAACUGAGUAUCGAUUCAAGCAGGCGCUGACGAAGCGCAACUAUGAUGAAGUUCUGCAGAUUAUCCGUAACUCCAACUUGGUGGGACAAUCCAUCAUUGCAUAUCUGCAAAAGAAGGGCUACCCUGAGAUUGCACUUCACUUUGUACGUGAUGACAAAACACGGUUCGAGUUGGCGUUGGAGUGCGGCAACCUAGAGGUAGGAUUGGAAACAGCCAAAUCGAUCAACAAGGAAGAAAGUUGGAACAAGUUGGCACAGGAAGCGCUUCGACAGGGCAAUCACCAAAUUGUGGAGAUGUGCUAUCAGCGCGUCAAAAACUUUGACAGACUUUCGUUUUUGUACCUGGUAACUGGAAACACAGAUAAGCUAUCUCGAAUGCUCCAGAUUGCGGAACUUCGCGGUGAUGCCAUGUCACGCUUCCACAACUCGCUGUUUUUAGGCAAUGUCGAGGAGCGUGUUCGCUUGCUGCGUGAGAUUGGACAGGCCCCGCUGGCAUAUUUGACCGCCAAGACACACGGCAUGAACGAUAUUGCUGAGGAGAUUCUAGAAAGCUCUGGAUUGACAGCAGAGGAUGUUGUAGAUCUUCCGAGACAGGGUACACUGCUGGUUCCACCACGACCACUGAUGCGUAUACACGACCUGAACUGGCCACAGCUUUCAGUGUCGCGCAGCUACUUUGAAAGUGUGUUCUCAGGAGAUAUGGAGGGUGUUGCACCACAGGCGCCAUUUACAGCAUCGGAGCCGGAACCCCAAGUAGACCAAUGGGGCAUGGAUGAUGAAUUUAGCAUUCAAGCAGUGGAGCAGAAGGGAGCAUCUUUGGCACCAAUUGGGAACGAUGGAUUUGACGUUGAUGGUGAGGGUGGAUGGGAUUUGGAUGCAGAUCUUGCAGCAGAACUACAUGCGGAGACUGGAGCUAUUGUUGCUGAGGAUAGUGGGCUGACGAUCCCUGUUGCUGGGCAGAGCGAAGGAGAAAUUUGGUGCCAGAACUCGCCAUUGGCAGCGGACCAUGUAGCAGCAGGAGCAUUUGAGUCUGCGAUGCAGCUCUUGAACCGACAAGUGGGUGCAGUCAACUUUGAGCCACUCAAGGACCACUUUUUGUCGAUUUUCCAGGCCAGUCGUGCGAUUGUUACUGGUAAUGAAGGCAUGCCGCCGAUUACACUACCAGUUCGCCGCAAUCCUACGGAAACUGAUUCAAGGAAAGCGUUGCCUGUGCUUGUCAAGAAUUUCCAGUCAUUGAUCUCCAAGGAGUUGCAGGAUGCGUACAAGCUGACAACGUCGAAUAAGAUCACAGAGGCAUGCACGUUGUUCAGAAGUAUUCUACAUACUCUAUUAUUGACAGUUGUUACUCAAGCAUCAGAGGCUGAAGAGGUAUUGCAGCUUGUGGGAGUCUGUCGCGAAUACAUACUUGGAUUGAGCGUAGAGCUGAGCCGUCGUGAGGUCCAGAAUGACACGUCGGCAGCAGGGAUUAAGAGAAUGUUGGAGUUAGCAGCAUACUUCACAGCGGUCCAGCUGCAGCCAAAACACAUGAUUAUCAGUUUGCGUACAGCAAUGACAGCAUGCUAUAAGCAUAAGAAUCUACAAUCUGCGCAGACAUUUGCACGUCGGUUGUUAGAGCUGGCUCCUCCAGGACAGGCAGCAACGCUUGCGCGACAAAUCCAACAGGUUGCGGAGCGUAACCCUCGUGAUGAGAUUCAGCUGGAUUAUGAUCAGUACAACUCGUUUGUGGUUUGUGGCAUUUCGUACACGCCCAUCUAUCGUGGGUCACCCAGUGUACAAUGUCCCUAUUGCCGAGCACACUUCAAGCCUGAAUUCCAAGGCAAUCUAUGCACAGUAUGCGACAUCUCACAGAUCGGUAGUACCGGGACAGGCAUGGUGGUACUUCCCUAGACUCCUUGCUCCAAAUGAUUGAGGCAAAUACCUCCGUAUUCCAGACUUCCACUCUCAUUUGCUCUGCAAUGCAAAUAGAAGUAGAUUAAUAAACUAUUCAGGUCAUUUUAAUACCAUG
Molecule: messenger RNA, 4090 nt
Organism: Lobosporangium transversale
Lineage: Eukaryota; Fungi; Mortierellomycota; Mortierellomycetes; Mortierellales; Mortierellaceae
Product: coatomer WD associated region-domain-containing protein
Exons: 11
Coding region: 286-3972 (1228 amino acids)
Biological process (GO): intracellular protein transport; intra-Golgi vesicle-mediated transport; retrograde vesicle-mediated transport, Golgi to endoplasmic reticulum
Cellular component (GO): COPI vesicle coat
Molecular function (GO): protein binding; structural molecule activity
Source: RefSeq, a predicted model, not a curated record